This is a messenger RNA of Zophobas morio, 1616 nucleotides long. RefSeq names its product fatty acyl-CoA reductase 1-like. Gene Ontology annotation, cellular component: peroxisome. The transcript has 5 exons. NCBI's taxonomy places the organism in Eukaryota, Metazoa, Arthropoda, Insecta, Coleoptera, Tenebrionidae. Gene Ontology annotation, molecular function: alcohol-forming very long-chain fatty acyl-CoA reductase (NADP+) activity. Bases 55 to 1599 code for a protein of 514 amino acids. The record is from RefSeq and is a predicted model, not a curated record. Gene Ontology annotation, biological process: long-chain fatty-acyl-CoA metabolic process.
UCCUUAGUACCUACACUUAGUUGUGAAUACACAGAACAAGAAAAGUUAAAAACGAUGGUUGAAAUACCCACAAUUCCAGAAUUCUACCGCAAUAAAACGAUCUUCAUAACCGGUGGAAGUGGUUUCAUCGGAAAAGUCCUCGUCGAGAAGCUCCUUCGAUCGUGUCCAGACCUGAAGACCAUCUACUUACUCUUGAGAGAAAAAAAGGGUCAAACUCCUGAAGACAGAAUCAAAACCAUCACCGAUUUACCACUCUUCGACGUACUCAAAUCGAAAAACCCCGACUCUCUAAACAAAAUUAAGAUCGUCGUUGGCGAUGUGCGGGAGCUGGAUUUGGGGUUAGAUCUUCACGAACGACAAGCGUUGAUCGAUGAAGUGAAUGUCGUUUUUCAUGGAGCGGCGUCUGUGCGUUUCGACGAUAGCUUAACUGAUGCUGUCAUCAUGAACACUAGGGGGACUAGGGAGGUUGCUAAGUUGGUACUAGAGAUGAAGAAUUUGGACGUUUUUGUUCAUAUUUCGACGACUUAUUGCAACAGCGAUCGAAAGGUGGUCGAAGAAAGAUUGUAUCCUGCUGUUGCCGAAUGGGAGAAGACUAUAGAAAUUGCAGAAAACAUAGAUAGACAUACUUUGAACGUAUUGGCCGAAAAGUAUAUACAUCCGAAACCAAAUACUUAUAUUUUUGCGAAGUCUUUGGGUGAGCACGUAGUCUACGAUAUGUGUAAUGGAAAAAUACCUCUUGUUGUUUAUCGACCUUCAAUUAUAGUCAGCACAGACAUCGAACCCAUGUCGGGUUGGAUCGAUAAUUUCAACGGUCCCGCAGGUCUCAUUGUAGGCAACGGGAAAGGCUUAGUGCGCGUACUUUACUCUGAUCCUAACAACAUACUGGAUCAUGUGCCAGUUGACAUUACAGCGAAAGCGAUUAUUAUAUCAUCGUGGAAACAAGCCAUAAACAAAGACCCAAACCAGAGACUCACCGCUUCAUUCUAUAACGGUAGUAGUAAUAACGGUAUGAAGAGCAUAAGUGCAACAACUCUAAACGAAUGGAGUAAGAAAAUAUGGAACGAAACACCCUUCGAUACCGUUUUAUGGUACCCCAACACCAGAAUCACCAAGUAUUACUACAGUUAUUUUUUUCUAAUGAUGAUUUAUCAACUUGUUCCGGCUUUGCUCGUCGACGGUUUGCUUAAAUUAAUGGGUAAACGACCGAUGCUGACUAAAGUUCAGAGGAAGAUUCACGCUGCGUCUAUAGCUCUGGCUUACUUCACACACAACAACUGGACGUUUGUUAACGACAAAUUUUAUAAUUUGAAAUACGAAUUGUUGCCUGCAGAUAUCGACAGUUUUUCAUACAAAGACGACAUCACACCGAUUUAUACAUAUAUGUGUAACUAUGUUGCAGGUGCUAAAAAAUAUCUAUUAAAAGAAAGUGGCGAUGUCGACAAAGCGAAAAAAAAUAUGCUGAAAAUGAGGGUGUUGGCACAAAUUGUCAAUUUCUUGUGGUAUUUGGGGCUAUUUUGGUUCAUAUUUAGUAAAAGUGGAAUCGUUUCCCUCGUAUUUGAUAUGUAUAAUGAUGUAAUUUUGUAUUUUACAAGCGAUUAAAUUGUACAUGUUCGCAA